AUGACUAGAAAAUCAACUAGAGGUGGAAGAAUUGGCCAUUUUGAGAUCUCAGGAUACAUGCAGCUCAAGUACAAUUACGGAUUUGGAUCCAUGUUAUAUGGUGGUAUGUUAGGUCUAUCCAUUCGUCGAGGUAUCCAAAAUGUCAAUAUGGAACGUGUACAACAAGCCUAUCGAGGUUUAUCCCAAUUAAACCCAAUGCUACGUCAAUACAUACAAGACAUAACAAAAGCUGAAAACGUAGUUCAAUACCACGCUCAAGCCAAUCAAUCAUUUGUACAAGUAAGACCAACAUGGCGAGACAACAUCCUCAUGCCAACAGAAGAAACCGCACCCAUGGCUGCCCAACUACCUAUAUACGAUUUACCAAUUGGCACUUUGGGCUCAGCUGGAAUUACAGUGGCUCAUCCAAGCUUAAUGGCCUUAUUGUUCCCUUGGUUAUUUAUCAAUGGAAAAGGGCAUUAUUCACUAGUCAGCAACGAAAACCAAAUCAUCAAAGAUAUCAAUGGUAAUAUCGUCCCAGAGGAACGAGGUGGUAUUGCAUCUGCAAGAAAAGAUCGAACUUUUGCCGCUUAUAUCAAACAGCAACUGCUUAACGUGGAUCGCAGAUUUGCUCGAGAUCCUGCCUUUCUGUUUUGGGCUUUGGACAUGAAACAAAAAUCAAACAUCCAUUCAGCCAAUCGUCAUACUAUUCGAACCAGUGGUAGAGAUUUAACCAAAUAUGACUUACUCGACACAGAAGGCAGAUACGAUUACACCAAGGUUACCAUUGUUCCCCACAACAUUUCAUCUAGCUACGCUUAUCACCGCAGACACUAUCUUGAUCUAAAAGCCAUGUGUGACAAUUUGGGUCCACCACAACUGUUUUUGACCUUUAGUUGCGAUGACAAAGCAACUUCGUUUCAAAAUGCAACAGGUCUCCGAGAUACUUGGCAAGAUCCCGUACUAUUUGCUUUACACUUUCAAAGAAAAUGGAACAAGUUUUUCCAAACUAUCAAAAAACAAUGGGCUGAACGCAUUGGAGGCAUUACAGACUGGUGCUAUGUCAUGGAAAUUCAAGACAGAGGCAGCCCACACAAACACAUGGUGUUAUGGACUAACAAAUCAGCUAAUGAACUGCUCGCUGAUGAAUCAAUUAUUUGUGCAAGAUUACCACCCAUGAAUUCACCAUUACAUAAAUUAGUCGCCAAACAUCAAAUCCAUCGUUGCGACAUCAACUCUUGCCAAAAGGGUGAACCUGGACGAAAUUGCAGAUUUGGGUUCCCAAAAUUACCUUCACCAAACGCCUACUUUGAUGAAAACGAUAGAGCCAUCUAUAAACGUUCCGUAAUUGACACCAACAUCAACCCUUACAACCCUUUCCUUCUUGCAAUGUUCGAAACCAAUAUUGAAGCAAAGCACGAAAACUUUAGACAACUUGUUAACCUGGAUGGUGAGAUGCAUAGACUUGUAGCAAUUGAUUAUCCAGCACAAAACCAAGCAGCAAAAACUGCAUUGAAUUUUGACACUAAUCUGCCUGAAAUGCUGUAUAUCAAAAAUAAUGCCAUGGUCAUGCUAGUCAAAAACUUAGAUGUUGCAAAAGGUUGGAACAACGGCACACUCUGCAUUAUCAAAGCAAUUUACAUGGACGCUAUUCAUGUAGAGCGCUUACAAACAGGAGCCAGCAAACUUAUUCAUCGUGUUCAAGAUUAUGUGCCCAACACCAUUUACACCAGACGCCAAUUUCCAAUUCGACCAGCAUAUGCCUCCACCAUUCAUAAAGUGCAGAGUCUGACAUUACCUCGUGUUGCUAUCAAUUUCGGUAACUUUCCUUAUCAUGGUCAACUAUAUGUAGCAAUGAGCCGUGUUCGCUCUGCAGAUGAUAUUUUCUUUACUGCAAUCGAACGUGGUAAUGUGGAGCGCUUAUUUCAGUUGUAUGCUAACUGCGAUGCCAUUCAAAUCAUAAAUGAGUUCACACCCAAUGAAUGA
Mucor velutinosus is the source of this 1965-nucleotide messenger RNA. RefSeq names its product Phosphatidylinositol 3,4,5-trisphosphate-dependent Rac exchanger 2 protein (gene rex2). Lineage: Eukaryota; Fungi; Mucoromycota; Mucoromycetes; Mucorales; Mucoraceae. Bases 1 to 1965 code for a protein of 654 amino acids. The transcript has 3 exons. The record is from RefSeq and is a predicted model, not a curated record.